Gopherus flavomarginatus (Mexican gopher tortoise) is the source of this 765-nucleotide messenger RNA. It is a transcript of the gene OVOL1, whose product is annotated as ovo like transcriptional repressor 1. The coding region runs from base 1 to 765 and encodes 254 amino acids. The record is from RefSeq and is a predicted model, not a curated record. Gene Ontology annotation, biological process: regulation of transcription by RNA polymerase II; epidermal cell differentiation. The transcript has 6 exons. Gene Ontology annotation, molecular function: RNA polymerase II cis-regulatory region sequence-specific DNA binding; DNA-binding transcription factor activity, RNA polymerase II-specific. Lineage: Eukaryota; Metazoa; Chordata; Testudines; Testudinidae. Gene Ontology annotation, cellular component: nucleus.
AUGCCUCGGGCUUUCUUAGUGAAAAAAUCCUGUGUGUCUGUGGGCAAGAGGAACUGGAGUGAACUGCCUGAUGAAGAGAGAGGAGAGAUCUAUGUACCAGUGUCCGUGGGAUUCUGCCCCCCAUCCCCAUCCCCAUCCCCGGAGCCCUCGGUGGCUGAAGCCCCGUCGUAUCCAAUGCCCCUGGACCUGACCCUGCGAGAUCCAAGCUACACGGCUGCCCAGCUUCCUGGCGAGGUGCCCCCAGCUGGGCAGCACAAUGGGUUCCUGCGGCCCAAAAUGAAGGUGACGUUGGGCGAGGGGCCAGGCGAGCUGUUCUCCUGCCCUGUGUGCCAGAAGGGCUUCAGCUACCAGCGCAUGCUCAACCGGCACCUCAAGUGCCACAGCGAGGUCAAGCGGCACCUGUGCCCCUACUGCGGGAAGGGCUUCAAUGACACCUUCGACCUCAAACGCCACGUCCGCACUCACACAGGCGUGCGCCCGUACAAGUGCCACCUGUGCGACAAGGCCUUCACGCAGCGCUGCUCGCUGGAGUCGCACCUGAAGAAGAUCCAUGGGGUGCAGCAGCGCUAUGCCUACAAGGAGCGGCGGGCCAAGCUCUACGUGUGCGAGGAGUGCGGCUGCACGGCCGACAGCCAGGAGGGCCACUUGCUCCACCUGCGAGAGCAGCACCCCGACAGCCCCCUGCUGCGCAAGGCCUCACGCAAGACGGCUAGCUCCCUGCAGAGUGCCCUCCCCACGCUGCUGCAGAGCAGCCCGCACCUGUGA